AUGGGUGCAAAAAAUCUGGCAAGAGCAAAUUAUAUUAGCUCUGAACUGUUAGGAAGGAAAAGAGAAACGGUAGAGAUAGUCACCGAGGAACCAAUUGAAAAUAUAAUGAAAGAAGUUGAGACAGACACUACAAUUGACCGCCAUGAAGUAAUGGAUAUGUGCGAAGAAUUAUUGAAUGAACCUCUCCAUGCAUUAGACCACGACUAUGCAUUGAAAGGUUUGAAAUUUGCCUUCGAUUCAAAUAUGCCCCCACAAAUGGUAGCACUGGACGCUUCACAAGCAUGGAUGGUAUACUGGAUCGCAAAUUCUAUGCAAGUAUUCAAUGAAACAACAAUCGAUGAGGAGAACAAACGUAAAAUGGUUGAGAAAUUAUUUUUAAUGUCUGAAGAUAAAGGUCCAUUUAGCGGAGGAGAAGGGCAACUUCCGCACAUUGCUAGUACAUAUGCUGCAGUGAAUGCAUUAGCAUUAUGCGAUAAUUUUGAUAAUUGCUGGGAUCAACUCGACAGAAAAGCCAUAUACAAGUGGCUAUUAUCUUUAAAACAGACAGAUGGUGGUUUUACCACUUGUAACCCCGUUGGUGAACGUGACAUAAGGGGUGUGUAUUGUGCACUAAGUGUGGCAUCAUUAUUAAAUAUAAUGACAGAUGAAUUAAUCGAAGGUGUAUUGGAAUAUUUACAAAAAUGUCAGACAUUUGAAGGUGGGUUUGGUGCUACACUUUUACAAGAUGAGGCUCACGGUGGGUACACAUUUUGUGCAGUCGCAAGUUUGUGUAUCUUGAAUAAAUUACACACUAUAAAUGUAGAAAAAUUAAUGGAAUGGUGUAGUGCACGCCAAUACAACGAGGAAAUGGGUCUAUGUGGUAGAGGAAACAAGUUGGUCGAUGGAUGCUACAGUUUUUGGGUAGGUUCUACAGCUGCAAUGAUUGAAGCCACUACUGGGGUGGAAUGUAUAAAUAAACAGGCAUUGCGUAAAUAUAUACUAAAUUGUUGCCAAUCAACAACUGGUAUAUCAUUAAGAGAUAAACCAGGAAAGAAUGGUGAUUUCUACCACACAAAUUACGUAUUAAUGGGUCUUGCAAUCACGGAGAGUACAUUUAAAUACAAAAUGGAACCCAACAAGAAGUCACCGUUCGAUUUGGUGUCGAUUCCCUCCACAACUGAAGACAAACCAUCUGAUCUAUCUUCAAUAAAUCCAAUAUACGGGCUUCCAUCAGAUGUUGUUAGAAAGUUCCACAAACAUUUUGUCUGA
Messenger RNA from Maudiozyma barnettii, 1248 nucleotides. RefSeq names its product protein farnesyltransferase (gene RAM1). The transcript has a single exon. Gene Ontology annotation, cellular component: protein farnesyltransferase complex. Gene Ontology annotation, molecular function: protein farnesyltransferase activity. The record is from RefSeq and is a predicted model, not a curated record. Gene Ontology annotation, biological process: protein farnesylation. The coding region runs from base 1 to 1248 and encodes 415 amino acids. Lineage: Eukaryota; Fungi; Ascomycota; Saccharomycetes; Saccharomycetales; Saccharomycetaceae.